GUGAACGAACAGUUGAAGAUCAUCAUCUGUAUUGUAGAUAACUGUGUUCCCGGCAACCGCAUAGACUACGUGAUCCGGCAUUCGAAGGACCAAAAGCAAAUCUUUCUCGAGUAAAAUCGUAAACUGUCGGGCGCAAAUCACACCACAAUAAACGGACUAUCUACUGUGAUGUGCCUGAUUCAAAGCUGCUGUGAUAAGUUCUAACAUUUGUGAUAUUAGGUGUAGAGACGCCAUGACUCUGUGCACGGUGGGCAGCGCCAGUACGGUUCAGCAGUCACGGGCGGCCAGACGCGUAGGGCGGCUGGGGAGCGGAAAGACUUGUCCUCAAGGAGGCGCCAACAGGCCACGGGAUGUGUCUUCAAAGGUGCGCACCACUUAUAGGCGGAGCUUAGACCCUUGCGAUAACUCGGACGAUAGUGGAAUUGGGUUUGAUCACCACUUCGAUUCGCAUCAACAUUCGGCAUGCGGUGGUCUAUCCGGAAGACUUACCUGGAGUGGGGAGCCUGCCGCAGCUAAAAGGCCUAAGCUGGAUAUCAAACUCGAACAUGAGGAACAAAAUGAUAACUAUUGCUUUCCUGAAUCCAUCAAGAUGUACAAAGAAGAUAUCUCAUUAAUUAGGACCGCUCCCUCAGCCACCCUGCCAUCUCUUAGUUUAAGUAGUACCUCAAGUAGCUCCACAACGAGAACGUCCUCAAGAUGUUUGCACCUGCAGGCUCGACAGACCUCAGGAUCAGUACCUUUAACUACUCAGCUUACCUCAACGUCAAGAUAUACUGACGCCUCAUUAGUGAUAGUAAAACAACCUGAACAACAACAUAGAGCGAGAUAUCAGACUGAAGGCAGCAGGGGUGCCGUGAAAGACAGGGAGGGAAACGGAUUUCCUGUAGUACAAUUGACUGGAUAUCACAAACCAACAACGUUGCAGGUAUUUAUCGGCACAGAUGUAGGCAAAGUAUCGCCUCACAUGUUCUACCAAGCAUGCAAAGUGAGUGGGAAGAACAGCACCCCAUGCAUAGAACGCAAGAUAGAUGGUACAUGCGUCAUAGAACUACAACUGGAACCCAGCAAAGACAUGAGCGCCACAUGCGAUUGUGUUGGGAUUCUUAAAGAGAGGAAUGUCGACGUGGAACAUAGGUUUCCAGAUCAGCUAGGUAACAGAGGAAAGAAGAAAUCUACUAGAUGCCGGAUGAUAUUUAGAACAACACUCAUGCUGGACGACGGUUCUCAAGAGACGUUGCAAGUCUGCUCACAGCCUAUUGUUUGCACUCAACCUCCGGGUAUUCCAGAAAUAUGUAAGAAGUCUCUGACGUCGUGUCCGGCCACCGGUGGAUUGGAGCUGUUCGUUUUAGGAAAGAAUUUCCUCAAAGAUACCAAGGUUUAUUUUCAGCAGUAUGAAGAUGGUCACGUCCAAUGGGAAAAAGGUGUUGUACCUGAUAAAGAAUAUUUACAGCAGACACAUUUUGUGUGUGUAGUACCUCCAUACCAUAGACCGGACAUAACCAAACCGAUUUCGGUGAGGUUAUGUGUGGUGUCGAGUGGUAAAACAAGCGAAUCACAUCAUUUUGUUUAUACCCCGGUAAAUGGGACUGUAGCCAGCGCAUAUAGGCUCUGUAUAAGGAGCGGGGCCUCCAGCGACCGACACCUAUCAGCCUGCGGAGCCUAAGUCUGCAGACCGACCGAGCCGCGCGUGUCUCAGAUCUCUCUGUUCUCAGGUUCUAGUCUAUCACGGGUACUUAAAAACAACAAAAAAAGUUACAUCAUUCUCUCACAUUUCUUUAUGCCACCAUCCAAUCAUGAUAUCCAUACACAUACCCAUAACUGUUUGAUACAGUUUGUGAUGUCAUUUCUAACUUAUCCAGUGGUUCACCUCCAGAUUUCUUAUUGCAUAUUAUUAGUUUAAAUGUUUCCCUAUCAUUAUCUUGCAAAAACUCAGCGAAAAAAUAAACCACAACUAAUUUUGACAGCAAUAGUAAAUAUAGGCAUGAAUUUCUGACGGUUGUGGACUGUUGGAAACAGUUGACCAAUUAAGGUUGACGCAUGGAUUUGAGUUUCACUUUUCUGAUAAUUCGUUUGGUCAACUAAAUUUGACAGUAACAAUCCGUUUAAAAAUGUAACUCAAACUAAAACAUUCAGCUCUUUGACUUCUGAAGUUUUCGGAAGAUCAAGUGACAUAAAUGAUGGAUGGAUAAACCACUGAUAAGCAGAUGUUACACACAACCUGCAGCAGGUUCAUUUUCCUUAUUGACUCCUAUCCUUCCAGACGCUUCUAAUAUACGGUGGAAUAUAUAUAUUAGUGCAGUUAUCCAGAAUGUUUUUACUUGUUUUCUACAUAUACGUGUACAACAAUUCAUAUUUCACACGUUUUUCAUUAAGAACGUGUACUUUAGAACGUGAUUCGGUUUGACUAGAAUUCAUCUAUACGAUUCAGGCAAAACGUUUUAUUUAAUCAUUCCAGACAUAGACAUUCCAAUAAAACAAGCUCCUGAAACUUAUCCUAUGUUUGUCGCACUGAUUUAUUUUUAAGUUAUACCGAGCGUUGAAUAAAUCCACAACCCUAUAGUAACAUGUAAAUCUCUUGUAUACAUAUACAGGGAAAAUAAAAUUUCUGACGGCCUGAGUUGAAUGUGUACGAGAGAGAAGCGUGAGAAGUGUGUGUCAACACAUGUUUGAAAAAAAUAGAAGCUGGCUGAGGAGCGAAGGUCAUCACCACAUGGCCUAGCAACGGUGGCGCAGAAGGUCGUGCAAUCUGUCGCGUUGCAAAUAUGCUACACCAGAAAAUGUUCACAUAGGCUUCUACAAUAGAUUAGGUUUCUGUCAAACCCAAGAAGGAGGUCUCUUCGAGCAGUUAAUUUCAUAUUUUGUCUCCAUUUUGAAUAGAAUGACUUAUUUCAAUUUUGAUGCGACCUGUUUUAGUUCAUUUUAGAACGACCGUUGGUGAUAAAAUCAACACAUCCAGAAUUACCGACCGCUCGCUGUUGCAAUAUGUAACAAAUACCGUUACGCAAUACAAAUUAUCACUGCCUGUGUGUACGCAGGUGAAAACCAUUCCGAAACAGGACGACGUUUUACCGAAGCAGCCGCGCAGGCAGAAGCCGGGACAGCGCGGCUGCUAUGAAGAUAGCAAAGAAAUUUUGUUAAUCCGAUUUUUGAACUGCCUAAGGUUAGUAGAACUGGGAAAAGCUUCCUCUUGUAGACUGUUCCAUAAUCUCUAUACCCUCGGGACAAAGGAACUGUCAUAUCGGCCAGUUCUGUAUGUACGAAGUUGUAGACGGUUAGGAUGGGAGGCCAAAGUCAAGCGGGUCUGUCUGGCAGGCCCAUCGCACGGCGGUAUCAUGGAAGAGAGCUCGGAGGAGUAAAGCCCGUUGGUGUAGCGGUAGAAGAGAGCUAGUUCGCCGACGGCCCGCUGUUGCGAAAGGGUUCCGAUACUGUCCGUUAGAGAAGAGUCAUCGAUCAGUUGGACAACCCUCCUCUGGAGAGCAUCGAGCAUAAACGUGUGAGCAAUACUCGAGGUUAUGCCUUAUCUGGGCCUUGUAUAGAGUGAGAAGGUCAUGAGGAGAAAAGUACUUCUUAAGGCUGCUACACACAGUGCCGCCGUACACCCGGCGGCAUACAAAGCCGCCGGCCUUGCCGCGCAAAGGAGCCGCCGUGGUGUGCCGGCGGGUUACGCGGCUUGCCGGCGUCACUUCGUUCCUGGCAUUCGAGCGGUAGUGUUGUGCGGUUUGUGUGUUUAAACAAAUUAAAAUGUCGUUUAAUUGGGGCGACGAAGCUGUGCUGCUCUUAAUUGAAAAAUUUCAUGAAAAUGAUAUAUUAUGGAAUCCCAGAAAUGCAGCACUUCACUAGGUUUCUAUGUGACUGUCACAACCGGAAUGAUGCUUGACGGCUUGUGCCGACGGCAUAGCCGCUCGGCAUAAACCCGGCGGCAUUGCCGCCGGCACUGUGUGUAGCAGCUUUUAGACGAGACGUGUUCGUGCCAGAUCAAGUCCUCGGUGAUCUUGACUCCGACCAGCCGAAAUGAAUGCCUCUUUGGGAGAACUCGGCCAUCCAUCGAAACUGGAUGAGAGCUAGGACGCUUUUUGUUAAUCAGUACUGUGUCUUGCUGGCAUUAAACUGUACAAGGUUGUUGCGUCCGCAGACAGUGAUAACCUCCAGGUCCCUCGUCAGAGAGGAAGUCGUUGUUAGUGUUCUUUUUUCCAGCGCAGUGGCAGAGAUAGGCUUGUCACUCCGAAUUCCUGCAUGUAGAGUGCUGUCAUCAGCAUCUCUCAUCUCAUGUAUGAUCAUGGAGGUGGAAACAUCAUCUUGGAAUAAUCGAGAUGCGGUGUUGCCAAGCGAACCAAUUAUGCAAUGUUCCAAUUUGUGGCCUUCCUGACCUUUCAUUUCGACCUAAAAUGAAGCGCCCUUAGGACCGAUCCAGAAUCGAUCUUAAAUAGAUGCAAUACAAUUCACAAUUCAAAAAUGAGUACGCUAAAAAUAAAACAGUAUUUCUAAGAGAAUAACCUAAUGCAUAUUUUCAACAAGCAUCGUAAUUCAAGGAACUAAUGUAACAUAUUGGCAACGCGGCAGAUUAGCCGGCUUCUAACUAUUUCUAACAUAUGAAUCUAUACAAACUUCUCACUCGUACACAUUGAACUCAAGCCGUCAAACAAAUUUGGUUUUCAGCAUAGAACACAAUAAAAUAAUUCCAUCCCGGGUUACCUUUCCUGCUUAUAAGGCCCGAUCUUACUGUCGAGCCGCGGAAAUCAAAAUUAGAGUACAUGUUUUCAGCUUACAAAAUGUUUUCACUGGGCCAUUACGUUAUAGGUUUUAAUUUUUUUAGCAAUAUUGCGUUUGAGUUAAUUCGUCCCCGACGGUUUACAGUUGUUGUUGUACAUAGUUGUUUUCUCUCUUGUAAGCUGUCAAGGUAAAGGUGUUGUUGAAUUUCUUAGUGUCGUUCGAGAAGAACGCAUUUCCAGUAGUUAGGUUAGGUAGUUGCUUUUAUAGGAACUCGCGACAUUAUUUUCUUGAGGUCUAUAUGCGCCGGAGAGAUUGACAUGUUCUUCCGGGACACUCUAUAUUGAAGAAAACGAUUACUGAUGUUUCGGCCAACGGAAAAAUUUUUUUCUUUAAUAUAUGUGGUCUUAUUCGGCGGCCAUUAAAACAUAGAAAUGAACCAUGAGCCGAAUUGAUAUGGGUUUAGCUUCGACUUUAUGGUAUGAGCAUUAAUGGGCGAUUUAUGGUAUUGAAAACAUUCUGAUGAUACUGCAAUAUACAUUCCUCUGUUUUCUCAGAACAACAAUUAGUCCAUCUUACAAUAUACAAUAGACCAUUAUUGAGUACUGAAUGCAUGAAUAUGAGGGUUAUCAUUAUGCAUUUUGUGUGAUUUAUAUGCUUUUUAAUAUAUAACGAAUACAAAAUGCUUGGGGAAGCUUAUUUUUAGCAUGUAUUGGUCAUUUGUACUGUAAGAUAUUUGCAUGAUAUAAGACAUACUCUUAGAUUCUCGAGGAAUGCCUUAUGACAGCAAUUUAUUUUAAGAUGGACGAAUUUCAUUUUAAUAGGCUGCUAGCAUCAUAAGUACAUGUUUAACAGCAAGAUAAUAUAUGUUUUUGACCUAGUGAAUCACAUGCUGGUAUUGUGCUGGCAGUCUAUAUUGAAUUAAACACAUCGUUGACUCCCACAAUUCGUUACACCUCCAUCAAUUUUCAUUCGAUCAGUUUGAUGUUUAAGGUAACAUUGAAUUUAUCAGUAGCUUAACAUCUAUUUCCGAACACGUUAUCUUUCGUUAUGAUUGGUUCUCUUAGAGUUACUAUCUUCAAUGCUAACUUACUCACUACUGGUGGCUUUACAUGAUUUAUUUCAUAUACCUACAUCCCAAGCUACACGAUUCCUCAAUAAAAUACUACGUUAAAUGUGUAUUGUUGAAAAACUUUGGAUAACUUGAACAAAAAAAAAAUGUUCGUACAAGCUAUUAAAAAGCGUACGACUUUCAAUCAGAACCUUAAAUACUAACCUAUCUUAUCAGAAAAACAUCAGCUUCAAUUGAAAAUAAUUGCAACUAUCAGCCUAUUUUAGAAUUAGACUUGACAAGUUCUCUUGAAGCCAUAAUAUUGAGGAAGAUUAUCGUUGGCUUUAAGCAUCGUUAAAAACGUUAAACGUUAAAAGCUUUUUAUAAACACUGCAUAUUUAAUGUAUCCCUCCAAUUACCAAUCACAGAUCAUUCAUAUCAUCAUUUUGCUAUAGCAAUAUUUAAAAGUUAUUCAUUGCCACCAUACACAUUCCACCAUAUCCCGGUUCAAUUUUUAAUUUGCUGACCGCGUCAAACUUCAUCUCGCAAGACCAAAAAUAUAUUAGGCCUUUAUACAUGUACAAUGAUUACAUCGAGACAUGAAAAGUAAAAGAGAUGUUAAGUGACUCAGAACAAAAAUCGAGACAGAGAGAGAGUGCUUUAACUCAUAAUGUCUUACAACAAAUGACGUUUGGAAAGCAUAAUAAAUGAGGAUGAAAAAUCUGCUGAUUAACAUAUAUUUAAGUAAAACUCAGUGCAAAAUAGUCAAAUGCGUCGCCAAACGUCACUUUGGGUUAAAUAUAUUUAUUGUGUUAUUGUCAAGCAUUUAAUGCAUUUUCAUAGGUAAUAUUUUUGCAAAUUAGCGCUCUAAAACGUGGUUUCCAAGAUCCAGUGCGUUGAAGAUUUGAAAAAAUGGUUUUUGACAGAGGAAAAAAAUAAUAGCAAACGGCCACCGAGGGUAAGAUAUAUGAACAACAUAUAUAUGUUUGUUAUGACUGCCUAAUAAAUAUGUAUAAAUCUAUUCUGUUCCCUGGCAACGAUCAAAGCUAAUUUGUUCUUAUUUUAAUGAUUUUUCGGCAUGUAAUAAGGUUUUUAUUUUUUUACUCACAAACGAAGAAAUAACAAGAGAUAAAAAAAGUUAUUAGCUGCUAAAUCCGAAAAUAUUUCAAAAAAGUUAGUUUCGUACAUUUUUUAUUUAAUUCAUGAGAAUGCCCCCCCCAGACACAAUUGGUAAUUAUCUUUUAGUUAGUGCUAAUCUAACGUUUUAUUGUAGAAAGCAAUACUACCAAAAUUUAACAGAAUCAACACAAGUAUGUUUGGGAUACUAAUAAAAAACUUUUUUUGGAAUUUCGAUAUCCUGUAUCUUGAAAAGCAGACGUUUUAGGGCACAUGUCAAUAUAAACUUUUCUACUAGAAUUUGGCUCAGGAAUGCGCCCUUGAAAUUGCGGCCUCUCAUUAAGUAUUAUAAUUUCGCAUCAAUAUGUUCCGUUCCACUUGAAAAAACAAUAUUUUAGGUUUAGUACAAUAUGCGUUUGAUGACAAAAGUAAUUACAGAAACACUGCACAGUUUCAUUAUUUGUAAAAAUAAAACAACUGAUCUUGCUCCUUACCCAAGUUCAUUUCUAUUUACAAUUUCGCAUCAAUAUGUUCUAUUCAACUUGAAAAAAGUAGUACAAUCUGCCUUUGAUGAUCAAAGUAAUUACAGAAACACUGCUAAGUUUCAUUUGUAAAAAAUAAAAUAACUGAACCUAAGAUCAUCCUUGACAACUGUCCAUUAUUCAUGUAGUUCAUUAAGCUGCAACACAAAAAUUAUGCGAAGCAACCUCCACAAUGAUAUCAUCUGUAAUCAGUAACCUUGGUGAGAAGUAAGACUUUACCUUUGGGAGGAUUAUAUUUCUCUACCGUGGUUUGGAGGUAACAUAUUUCUAUUUUUAAAAUUCUUAAGUUUUGGACCGCCGCUUCCACGACUUUUUUAGCUCAGUAAUCAACUGAAGUACUAUAUAUAGGCUACAUAAAAUUCAUAGCCGAUUGGGUCCACAACAAAUAGCAGAUUCAAAGACUUAACCAAAACGAAAAUAUCCAUCAACAUUGUUCGCACAUGGUGACCGCUGUUAUUUAUAUUUUUUGAUGUAAACGCUUUCUUGUUUCCACUUCAUAGCUAGAUUGUUGAAUAAAUUUUUGUCAUACUUUUUUGGCAUUCUGCUGCUUAAACCUAGAUUAGCUCAGAUCAUCCAGCGCGGGUGGUAACGCAGUACGUAAAAGUUGGUUUAUUCACGUCAAAGUUCUUUGUCUUCCAACUCUGGGCAUGAGUCUACGUCAGGUCUGGUUCUGUUCUCAAAACGUAAACAAAAUUUUUUUCAAACUGAUCCAGCAUCCAGAGUUUUUCCAGUUUGC
Acanthoscelides obtectus is the source of this 8152-nucleotide messenger RNA. NCBI's taxonomy places the organism in Eukaryota, Metazoa, Arthropoda, Insecta, Coleoptera, Chrysomelidae. The record is from the annotation of a GenBank genome assembly.